Paecilomyces variotii is the source of this 1818-nucleotide messenger RNA. Its product is annotated as putative carboxylesterase. NCBI's taxonomy places the organism in Eukaryota, Fungi, Ascomycota, Eurotiomycetes, Eurotiales, Thermoascaceae. The transcript is spliced from 3 exons. The record is from RefSeq and is a predicted model, not a curated record. Bases 61 to 1713 code for a protein of 550 amino acids.
CAACUGCUAUCUAUUCCAGCGGUUUCUCGCUAUACUUUCCCACCAUUCACCAACUCAAAUAUGCUGCAUUUUAAAUCUGCGGUGGCUCUGGGCAUGGCUCUUGUGGCCUUGCCUGUCCAGGCGCAGCUAUAUAAUAAGACCAUCCAAACAACCUAUGGACCUAUUAUGGGAUUUAAAUAUUUCAAUGAAAGUACAUUAAGGACUUAUUGGAACAUUUCAAGUAGCAAUGUGGCUGCCUUCCUGGGUAUUCCCUAUGCUGCAGACACGGGUUAUGAGAAUCGUUGGAAGGCACCCCAGCCACGUGAGGCCUGGAAUGACACUCUACUGGCAACGUCAUUUGGGCCUCAAUGUCCAACAUCAUACGCGACCGAUUACAGUGAAGACUGUUUGAGCUUGAAUAUCUGGACCAACGCCCGCACAUCUACCGAUAAACUGCCUGUCAUGGUGUGGAAUCAGGGUAGUGAAGAAACGAGUGACAACCCCUGGUGGUAUGGGGGCGGUUUGGCCCUGAAGGACGUUGUUGUAGUUACCUUCAACCGCCGUGACGAUGCCUUCGGCUACUUGGCCCAUCCGGAGCUCAACGCCGAGGGUCUCGCAGCUACUGGGCAUAAUACGUCAGGUAAUUACGGUGUCCUCGACUUCCUCGAAGUGCUCAAAUGGGUCCAGAAGAACAUUGCCAAUUUUGGAGGUGACCCUGAUCGUGUGACCAUCGCUGGUCAAUCUUUUGGGUCAUCUCAGGUCUAUCAUGCUGUCAACAGUGAGCUGUUCAAAGGCUAUUUUCAUCGCGCUAUUUCUGAAUCUGGAAUUCGGUAUCCUUACGACACUCUGUUAGCGGGUUUGGCUACAUCCUACGUUAACAUGGAUGAAGCACUUUUCCACGGUGUUAACUAUACGAAGUUUCACAACGCAAGCUCAAUUUCAGAGCUCCGAAAGCUCUCCACUGAAGAGUUACUAGUUGGUUCCGGUGACCGCGUCAAUGGGACUUGGAUCUGGUGGGUUACAGCACUUUCGUGUAACUACCCGCUUAUCUUCAAGCCUGUUCUAGACGGAUAUGUGCUGCCCAUGAAAUACAUCGAGCAGCUAACUGUGGGACCGGCGAAUGAUGUCCCUCUUAUUACCGGAAACACCAAGGAUGAAAGCGGCGCCACGCUUCCAUUGAACGGUUACACUGUGGAUGAAUAUGUGAACUACACCACUUUGAAGUAUGGCAACCUGUCGGCUCGCUACCUCGAACUAUACCCGCCUCUAAACAACGAUACGCAUGCCGACGAGGCUUGGAACGCUGCAGCACGCGAUACCUCGCUUGUGAGCACGUGGUUGUACGCUAAGAAAUGGGUGUUGUCUGCCUCCAGCCCUAUUUACACAUAUUACUGGGACCAUGCUCCUCCGGGUCAGGAUGAGGGUGCCUUUCACCAGAGCGAGAUUAUGUACGCUCUCAACGCCCUCUACGCGAACGCUGACACAUAUCCAUUCACAGCUGAGGAUUACUAUAUCUCUGAUGUUAUGAGCGGAUACUGGGCCAACUUUAUCAGAACAGGAGAACCCAACACCGGCGGGGCGUUUGUGGGUGCUAACCUAACGCGCUGGUACCCGAAUGAUGCGGCUACCAAAUAUGUUAUGCACCUUGGUAAUGGUUGGGGUAAUCACAGCAUAUCCCAGCCCGAAAGCGUUCAGUUCUUUGAGGACUACUUCGCGCAGCAGAUUCCCUAUUAGCAUUUUGGAAGCUACGCGGUUAGGAAGGACGCUCCAGCUGUAUAUAUUCGAAUGGAUACUAUGUUUCCCUGAUUCUAUAUUGUGUAAAAGUAUCUCAAAUUAGAC